Glycine soja is the source of this 1118-nucleotide messenger RNA. RefSeq lists its product as uncharacterized. The transcript is spliced from 2 exons. Bases 372 to 944 code for a protein of 190 amino acids. Lineage: Eukaryota; Viridiplantae; Streptophyta; Magnoliopsida; Fabales; Fabaceae. The record is from RefSeq and is a predicted model, not a curated record.
CCUGAACAAGACCAAACUGUGUGCUAGGUUUGUCAUGUUUUUCUUCUGUGUCUUGACGAACCUAAAUACCAUUCCUUACAGUUUCAAACACUUGUUCUUCAUCUUCUUCUUCUCUUUUAUACCUUUCUUUCUCUGUGGAUCUACACCGACUAAGGUUGUGGAUGGGGCCCUGCCAGAAAAGUGGUCUCCCGAUGAAGUGCAGGCACUAUUUUGAAGUAGUUUUUCUCAACAUUAUUUGUUGGUGAUUGUAUAAUAUGAUUAAUUGCAAUACUGGAGAGGCUACUGAAGCCUAAAGGGAUGUAAUAUAGACUAAAAGGCUUGAUUGCUCUAAUAAAAAUAUCAUAUGUUUGCAUCACGAGUAAUGACAUGACAUGAUUUUCUGGAUUCCAUCCCUUGCUGACUUGAUUGCUGCAGAUGCUAGCCGUAUUCUAAAAAUGGAAAACAAUCAAAGUGCUGCAGGAACACAAGAUAGUUCUAUGAUGAAGUCUGUUGAUCAAAGAGCACGAUCAAAAGGGCGCAAUGACAUAAUGACUCAACGUCUGAAGAAUCGAGAGAGACAACGAAGAUAUAGGGCACGUAAGCGUCUAGAAGCCGAAACAAAGAAGUCAUUUGUUGUGGAAGAGACACCAGCUGUGCAAGUUGAACUACAACCAAACAGGAACCCCAACAACAACUUCGUGACCCGUAUCUAUUGUAAACGAGAUUGGAAAAAGGACGCAAGACGGGCCCAUAUUUUAAAGCAUCAACAAAUGAAUGGAUUCAUUGAUCGUCCAGCCAUAACUAGUGUACCUGAGGUGACAUGCUUAGCCAUUGGAAACAAGUCAGAAACAGUGCCAGAGAGGGAAAUUCAGUCUGGAUCUUCUGGUGUUGCUAGUACUGAUGCUCCUAGAGUGGUGCUGGGUCGAAGAGAUUGGAAAGCAGAAGCUAGAAGAAAGAAAAACUAGUUGACUCGCCAUUUCUUCUUUUAAAAAAAGUAUUUAGCACAGUGAGCUUUCUGUUGUAUUAUAGAACAUUAUAUAAUGUAAAGAAUGCUGGAUAACCGCUGUUCCAUUACCUGGCAGGCUUUGAAAUUAUAAACACCGAAGAAAAUCUGUCUCUUUUACUAAGUUACUCAUUCA